GCUAUCAACAUGCAUCAGUCACCAAGAACUGAGCUUUGCCGGUAGAAGCUAAUGAAUGUGUUUACACGUGUCGAAAAAUUAAAAGAUCGCGGGAAGUUGGUACUUUGUUAACAGAAUGCAGUUGCAAAUCCCGAUGAGAUGGCGCUAAAAGCAGUUUACAUUGUGUGUUUACAAGUGGUGGCUGAAAAGUGAUGAAGCGAUUUAGUUUCCCCGGCUAAAAGUUGCAAUGUACUUAAUAUAUGCCGAAAUUUGACAGCAAAAAUGUCAUCCUCUCUCACUGCUGUGCCCGUGAACAGAUACGAAAGGUCAAUAGACGAUCUUCCUGAUGAAGUUUUGGAAUAUAUUCUUAGUCUUGUUCCCCCAUACAAAGACUUAGAAGAAUGUUCCGUUGUUUGUAGACGAUGGCAUAAAGCUGUAAAAAAUGUUAUUCGCCAUACACAGAAGAAGUUUAAUCGGUCUGUGACGGAGUUCCUCAUAGAAUGUGAAGAAUUAACUCCUGAGGCGUACACACCAUCUAUUACCAAAAGAUAUUCACAUUCUGCAUGCUUUUGUGGCAAUUCAAUGUAUGUGUUUGGCGGAUGUACUUCCACAAGCACAACUUUUAAUGACUUAUGGCGACUUGAUCUUGACAAACGGCAAUGGGUGAGGCCUCUAACUAUGGGGUCGUAUCCUUCACCUAAGGCAUGUGCUACAAUUGUUUGUUAUAAGGAUACCUUAAUCCUCUUUGGAGGCUGGACUCAUCCAUCUCCUUAUCCACUCCACCAGGGCUGGCGACUUUUCAAUGAGUUACACAUUUACUAUAUCAGCUGCAAUCGAUGGAGAGCCAUAAAUAGUACUACUGCACCACCUGCAAUGGCUGGUCACUCUGCUUCCGUCCUUGGUGAAACAAUGGUGGUUUUUGGUGGACUGCAAAAGACACAUUCAUUAGGACAAUAUGUGAGUUCAAAUGAUGUUUGGUGCUUUGAUAUGGAUGACAUGCUGUGGAGCAAAAAGGCAACUACGGAACUAAAACCGCAUGUUCGGUAUGGACAGUCACAACUGACUUUGGAUGACAGCAGCAUUUUAAUACUAGGUGGCUGCGGUGGUCCAAAUAUGGUUUUCAGCGAUGUCUGGCUGCUCACUGCCACUGAACCUGUGUGGACGUGGCUGGAGGUUCAAGUAGAAAAUCCUCAGUGGUCUGCCUCUCAUAUGUGGUGUCAUCCAGCCUGUAAGAUUGGCCAGCAAGUUGUGGUAUUCAGUAGAAAUCCUGUAUCUAAUGCACCUGCACCCCCAUAUUCACCGCAGUGGAAUAGGCCUUCAGUCUGCCGUGUCAACACUGUACAGCCUAUUCGUAGGAUGGAGGAUGGAACAGAAGUGCCAAGGAACACCGAAAAUACAUCGGAUAAAGAAUUUAAUGUCAAUGGCCGAAGAGGAAGUCUGACAACGAGACAAGCAAGUAACACACAACCAAGUGCAUCUACAAGCUCAAGCAGUGGUGAUGAAAGUGAUCCUGAAAGUCUUUGUCAACAAAGGCUAACUAGUGGUUCUCAGAGUGAUCUCAGUGCAAGUCAUUCCACUUCAAAGACAGUAAAAAAUUCUGAAGGAAAUAAUCAACAAAAAUUGAGAUUGGGGGCUUCCAAAAAGUAUGAGAAUCCUGAAAAUUUGUCAAUGGGGAUGCCAGUUUGCCGCGAGCCUGAAAAUUUAGAUUCUAAUAUGUGCCGAAGAAUUGGAAAUAUGGUAGCGUUUCGAGAUCAUGAUACAUCUAGAAGUAAUGUAAACACAAAUAGGCAAAGACAGUUAGAGUCAUUACGUCGAAUGGAAGAAAGACUACUUAGCUUGUCACGCAGAAGCAACAGUUCAUCCUCUGGCGCUGCGAAAGCUGAAGAGACAAGUAAAUCAACCGACACACCUGCAUUUGUAAGGAGAAGGCUUCCACCUUCAAAGUCAUCAAUGUCAAUGUAUGUUUUAGAUAUUUCAAAUGUCCUUUCACACUGUGUUGUGAGAUGGUUGCCUGUUAAGGAAAAUAGAGGGCCUGAAGAAAUGAUAUUGUAUACUUUAGUCGCAGGUAAAGGUGAACUCAUUAUGUUUGGUGGUAUUCAAAAAGAUGCAACUUCCAUUGCUGCUAGUGCCCAGCAGUCAUCUUAUGGAUCAAAUACAGUCUCAAAUUCUCUCUACUUCAUUACGUCACCAAAAGGAAUCAUUUAAUUCUAUUCAAAAUAAUAAGCGUACUCGGAAGACUGCAGGCAUGAAACACCUAUAUCUGUGUUAAGGGACUUAUUUAUUUUUAUGUUAUGUUUUGUUCCUUUUUUUUACCCUCCUAAAAAAUACUGCCAAUGGAAGAAAUUCCUUUCACAGUUUGUAAAUAUUGAAAAUUAUGGCACAGAAAAAGUUAAAAUUAAAUAAAGAAAUGAGUGUAAACAUUUGAUGUUAAGUCUAUGGAUAUUUUCGGACAUACAACUUGUGCAGCUGUACAACAAAUAAAGUACUGUCAUAAAAUAAUCUGAAUUAAUGAACUCAUAUAAUCUUAACGUAGUUACGGGGAUUCCGCCCCAAGAUCUUGCUUUUUGAAGGCUGAUGCAAAGACAGUAACCACUUUCAAGUUUUUGCUUCUACUUUUUUGGUGUCACAUUAUGAUACUUUUUAGAGCUUUGAUCUAAGAAGGUUUUUAAAUCUUUAAGCUCAAACUGUUCCAUCUUAUGAGCUUUAGUAUUGAUUAUUUGCCACAUACUGAAUCUGCAUUUCAAUAGGUGUGUGUGUGUGUGUGUGUGUGUGUUUUCCAAAUAGACAAGGUGGUGGGCCAGUACUUGCUUUCUGAAGGCAACAUUGGAUGUACUGCACUGUUUACAGAAACACUUAAAUGUAGAGUAUACUAUUCUUAGCCUUCCAAACUUGUACUCUCUUUUCUCAGGAAAGAAAGAAGCAUUGAUUGGUUAGGAGAAGAUUCGAAAGGAUGGGCAGUUCACUCAGAACAUAAAUUAAGAGGACACGCCUUUUGUGUGGAGCCAUUCACUCUCUUUGUAAUUUAACAUUUUUCUCAACUGAAUUUUUUCUUAUAUGUACGAAGAAUAGCAGGCUGGAAAUGAGCUGGCUGAAAAUUAGUGUAAUAGGUUGGCCACAUUAAUACAUGAUAUGAAAUUGUCUCUCUCUGUGAAACAAAUUAGUAAAUUAGUACUAGUGCAAUCUAUGGUGUUCCAUGAUUUUUACUUACAGCGCCUUAUUGACUGUUUUCCAAUUAGAGACCAAAUUAUAAUGCUUGUGGUGACUAUUUAAAUUUGAGUCAGCUUAAAGAAUAUCUUAUGUGUGACCUGUACAGUCAGCUGCUAUCAAUUCAGUGACAAUUGCUGAGAGUAUAAAGUGCCAAGUCAUAUACAGUAAAACUAUAUAUGUUAUUUUGCUUUAAUUUCAAUGCUUUCAAAUAACUAGUGUCAUAUAAUCUUAGUUGUUAUACAAUCAUAACUACGUUCAACACAUGUACAUUCUUAUAUAUGAAUUACAGUAUAAUGAUGUGAGGUUUCUCUAGAAUGACAAUAGUAUAAACAAAAAAACAGUGCCUGAUCAGGUAAAUAGAGAAGGUAUACCAGUGGCAAAUACAUGUGUAUUUGAAGUGGCAGUAAAUUUUUAUAGAUACACGGA
Molecule: messenger RNA, 3612 nt
Organism: Schistocerca gregaria
Lineage: Eukaryota; Metazoa; Arthropoda; Insecta; Orthoptera; Acrididae
Gene: Fbxo42
Product: F-box only protein 42
Exons: 8
Coding region: 262-2184 (640 amino acids)
Molecular function (GO): protein binding
Source: RefSeq, a predicted model, not a curated record